Vicia villosa (hairy vetch) is the source of this 525-nucleotide messenger RNA. RefSeq names its product protein MAINTENANCE OF MERISTEMS-like. Lineage: Eukaryota; Viridiplantae; Streptophyta; Magnoliopsida; Fabales; Fabaceae. The record is from RefSeq and is a predicted model, not a curated record. Bases 1 to 525 code for a protein of 174 amino acids. The transcript has a single exon.
AUGGCUAGGGCGAUGAAAUGGGAAUAUAGGCAGGGGACGCAAAAAGUGGCUGACAUCCGAGCUGUGUUAGAUCAGUUGACUCCUCACGAUAUCGUCUGGCACCCUUUUGAGGAUCAUAGGGUGCAUCGUCCUUUUGAUGAUAUCUGUUUGUACCGGGGUGGUUUGAAGUGGUAUGGUACUGUAGUUCUAUAUUUACCUGACAGAUGCAUGCGUCAGUUUGGAUACAGACAGUACAUACCGAUUGCUCCUCCUAAUGUAGACACACUUGAUGUGGAUGUUGAGUGGGCUGCAUAUAUGCAGAGUGUGUUGCAGGUGAUCCGAUCCCACGAUGAUCCCCCAGUUGCGUUUGCCACCAUACCAUAUGAGACAGACGAUAAUUAUUUGGCAUGGUAUUAUACGGUGUCACAUCGUCAUUUGAGAGCACCACGAGGUGAUCAAGCGAUGGAGGUAACAGUGCCUGUCUAUGACGAAGGACGUCAGACCCGAGAUUAUCAUAUAUAUCUCACGAGCUUCAUCAUUACUUAA